Vicia villosa (hairy vetch) is the source of this 777-nucleotide messenger RNA. RefSeq lists its product as uncharacterized. The transcript has 3 exons. Lineage: Eukaryota; Viridiplantae; Streptophyta; Magnoliopsida; Fabales; Fabaceae. Bases 1 to 777 code for a protein of 258 amino acids. The record is from RefSeq and is a predicted model, not a curated record.
AUGAGUGAUUUGCAGAUUGAAAAAACUCAACAAGAACAAGAAUCUACAUUGCUGCAAAAUUCUCCAAUCUCUCACAAACAACAACAACACUCCAUUUUCAUUCCAUCAUCAUCAUCAUCAUCAUCAAUAAUGGUUGAUCUUGAUCAUCAUCACACUCACAACAACUCUCUCAAACGCCACUCACCGCCGUCUUCUUCCUCCGCCGAACGCUCAUCCAAGAAGCAUUCUUUCAACCAAGAGGAUCUCAGUCUCACCGGUAAGGAUGGCUUCUCAGCCAAUGCUCUUCCUAACAGUGUCUGUGGAAAUUUUCUUCGCUACUGCAUCUCCGAUCCAUACACCUUUCAUGAUCAAUCCUCUACUGGUCUGCCUCCUCUCCCCUCGGAGAAUCUCAGGAGAUGCAAGUCUGAUGGUAUUCCUUCUAAGGCUAAAACAGCUGCUCGCUGUUUGAACUCUGAAGAAAAGAUCCCUGAUGACUCCAUGAAGCUUAAGAAGAUGAAAGAACGGUUAACAGAAAUGAAGCAGCUGUGGGAUGAAGUUGUGAAAGAAGACAUAGAAGAUGAAAAAGACCAGGAAGAACAAGAACAAGAAGGAGAAGAACACUCUCUUGUUGCUGAAGAAAACAAAACCCUAUCUCAGGAUGAAAAGGGAAAAGACUAUGAAGAAGCAAUUAGUGUAGAGUGGAUUGAAAAGAAUUUAAACCUUACUUUCAGGUGUCCAUGUGGGAAGGGAUAUGAAGUUCAAAUAUGUGGAAAUAAUUGCUACUACAAGUUGGUUUAG